Molecule: messenger RNA, 827 nt
Organism: Dalotia coriaria
Lineage: Eukaryota; Metazoa; Arthropoda; Insecta; Coleoptera; Staphylinidae
Gene: Trx2
Product: Thioredoxin 2
Exons: 3
Coding region: 138-455 (105 amino acids)
Cellular component (GO): cytosol
Molecular function (GO): protein-disulfide reductase activity
Source: RefSeq, a predicted model, not a curated record
UAAAUACGCUUGAAUUUAAGCGGCACAACGCCGCGCCAGUCGACAUCUCGAAGCCUUCGUGUGCACACGUAAUACCUGCGCACCGCCACACCGCCUCACGCUCGCACUUCCGGUACGCCAAGACCACAGCCGCAGACAUGUCGAUCCACAUCAAAGACAAAGAAGACUUCGAUGAUAAACUGGCCAGCGCUGGCGAUAAACUCGUCGUUGUCGAUUUCUUCGCCACGUGGUGCGGUCCCUGCAAGAUGAUCGCUCCGAAACUCGAAGAGAUGGCCACGACCAAUCCGAACAUCAUCGUGUUGAAGGUGGAUGUUGAUGAAUGCGAAGACCUCGCGCAGGACUACAACAUUGCGUCGAUGCCGACGUUCCUCUUCAUCAAGGCCAAGGAGGUCGUCGACCAGUUCAGCGGCGCCAACGUCGAUAAACUGACCGCCGCCAUUCAAAAGCUGCUCUAAACCCACAGCACCUAGUUGUAUAUGUUGAUUAUGUUACAAUUAAUUGAUAAUUUUCGUACGUUUUACAAAUGAGAAUGAACCAGCUGAAAAUCUAAAAAAAAAACAGAAUAUGUUACGUUAGAAAUACUUUACUUAUGAUGUGUACUUGUAAAUGUUAUUUAUAAAUGUCCACACAAACACACACUAUACACGAACCACACACAAGUUUAUGAUGCGGUGGCCUUAGACGAUGAUUUGUUGUGACUUGAUGAGCUAUUAAUUAAUUAGUAACGUUUGUUAGCGGCACGAGCAGUACAAGUACACUGAACGCGGAAAUUGUGUGGCGGAGGGCUAAAAUGAAAGCACAUUAAAGGACCGAUUGCUUUGACAAUA